UUUCCAUAUUAUUCAAUAAAUCAGAGAGGUAAUCGUAUAAACAUUAUAGUAUAAGGUCAUCUGAUAUUGAUUACGCAUUUUUGUUUAACAGUGAGAAAUGUCUUAAUAUGGUGACACUCAUGGAAAGUCCCGAUUUUUUCCGUCUUCAAGUAUUUAACUUCUCCACCUUCUCAACAUGAUAUAUGUAGAAAACGCUUGCAAACGUUAGGGAUGCAAUCAAGUUGUAUUCAGUUCAGUUGUGUUGAAAAGUUGUUUUGUUUUUAGCUCACAAAGUGACAGGGUGAGCUUUUGUGAUCGCUUUUCGUCCGGCGUCCGUCGUCCGUCCGUCGUCCGUCGUCCGUAAACUUUUACUUUAAAUGACAUCUCCUCAUAAACCACUAAGCCAAUUUCAUCCAAACUUCACAGGAAUGUUCCUUUGGUGGUCACCUUUGAAAAUUGUUCAAAGAAUUUAAUUCCAUGCAGAACUCUGGUUGCCAUGGCAACCAAAAGAAAAACUUUAAAUAUCUUCUUCUAAAAAACCCAAAGAGCUAGAGCUAAGAUAUUUGACAUGAAACAUUUUCUAGUGAGUGUCUACCAAGUUUGUUCAAAUAAAAGCCCUGGGGUCAAAAUUGGCCCCGCCCCAGGGGGUCAUUGAUUUUUCCUAUAUGCAUAUAUUAAAAACUUAAAAAAUCUUCUUUUUAAAGAACCCAAAGAGCUAGAGCUAAGAUAUUUAGCAUGAAACAUCUUCUAAUGGGUGUCUACCAAGUUUGUUCAAAUAAAAGCCCUGGGGUCAAAAUUGGCCCCGCCCCAGGGGGGUCAUUGAUUUUCCCUAUAUGCAUAUAGUAAAAACUUAAAAUCUUCUUUUUAAGAACUCAAAGAGUUAGAGCUAAGAUAUUUAGCAUGAAACAUGUUCUAAUAGAUGUCUACCAAGUUUGUUCAAAUAAGAGCCCUGGGGUCAAAAUUGGCCCCGCACCGGGGGUCAUUGAUUUUCCUUAUAUGUGUAUAGCAAAAACUUAAAAAAUCUUCUUUGAAAAAAACCAAAUAGCUAGAGUUUAGAUACUGAGCAUGAAACAUCUUCUAGUGAGUGUCUACCAAGUUUGUUCAAAUAAAAACUCUGGGGUCAAAAUUGGCCUCGCCCCGGGGGUCAUUCAUUUUCCUUAUAAAUCUUCUUUGAAAAAAACUCAAAUAGCUAGAGUUUAGAUAUUAAGCACGAAGCAUCUUCUAGUGAGUGUCUAAAAAGUUUGUUCAAAUAAAAGUCCUGGGGUCAAAAUUGGUCCCGCCCCGGGGAACAUUGAUUGUCCUUAUAUGUGUAUAGCAAAAACAUAAAAAUCUUCUUUGAAAAAACCCGAAUAGCUAGAGUUUAGAUAUUAAGCAUGAAACAUUUUCUAGUAAGUGUCUACAAAGAUUGUUCAAAUAAAAGCCCUUGGGUCAAAACUGGCCCUGCCCCAGGUGUGUCAUUGUUUUUAACUAUAUGUGUGAAGAAAAAACUUGACCAUCUAGACCUUAGAUGUUUAGCAUGAAACAGCUUCUAAUAGGUGUCUACCAAGUUUGUUCAAAUAAAAGCCCUGUGGUUUAAACUGGCCCCGCUCCGGGGGCCUAUAUACAGGUGAGCGACUUCAGGGCCAUCAUGGCCCUCUUGUUUAUUCUUUUUUUAAAACCCCUCUGCAAGGAACGCGCAUAUUCCCUCCCCAUACGCUGCUGCUGGAGAGCUUAUUAUCGGAAACAUUUUUAGUAAAUACAUAUACAUUAUAGUUGGAACGUUUAUUUUCCUCACUUGCCUGUUACACAGAUGUUUUUACACGCAGAUAAUAUAUGAAAGGGAAAGAAAAUGUGUCGGAGAUUAUCAUCAUAACUACAGUUUGGGACGUUAUUAGGUUUCCAAAUAAAUUCGAAUUCGGGAGAUGUGAGAUCUGUUACACGGCGAGGAUUAUAUUGAUUCUUGCACAGUCUCAGUUCAGUUAAUGGGCAGGAAACGAAGAUGUCUGACUAUACGUCUAAACUGAAAAACAAGGACUUUCGUAACUGGGUCAGGGCGCACUUUGCUGUAUAUGAAGCCAAAACUGGCUUGCAGGAUGUCGUCUGCGACACGUUGCAAACUCGUCAUCAGGAGAUAAUUAACUCAGUCACAACUCAAACACUCAGUAACCUCUGGUGCUCAAGUUGCUAUACUCAGACUAUUAUUUGUUGUUCAUUAAACACUUGUAACCGCCUUAGAAGAAAAUGCUCGACACAUCAAUAAUUUAGACCGUGCCCAAAUGGAGUGUGUGACAAGAUACGGGAUAGAAUUAUAACAGAUCAUAGACACUCCAAUCCUUCCUGGAAGAAUACUCGUGCAGAACUUUGGAACAAAUCCUACUGGGAGUAUGCUAAAUGUUUUAUGCCCCUUGGGGGUAUUCCGACAAAAAUUCCUAUUUAGAUACAGACCUAAAUGGAAUCAUAAGUAUAUUGUUAAACCAGAAUGAUUUUGUUAACGAAGUCGACGAUUCCAUUUGUUAUAAGGCACGACAUUUAGUGAACGAUUUGAGACACAAUUCAGAUAUGUUACUUAGCGACCAGAAGCUAGAAGAUGUCGUCUGCACACUACAACAACUUCUGUCCUGUUGUGAGAGUUUCAAAAAUAAUUCCAAGACCUCAGACGCUCGAGCCAAAUUAGAACAGUUGAAAGAUGGUUCUUUUGUUUUACCUGAAGAAUAUGGACAGCAGUGUCUACAGAGUCAAAUUGAGAAAAAUCUUAAGAAGGACUUAAUACAAUUCAACAAAGAUAUACAUGGCACGAUACCUAUCUCUCCGUUGUUUGAAGAUAUUGACAUGGCAGUUCCGGACGUUUAUGUCCAGCCUACAAUCAACAGGGUUUUGUCGGGCUGCCAAAACGCCAAAAAAGGCCAAAGAACAGCACGCAUAUCAUCUUUAAGAGAAAUAUUUCACGGUCAGAACGGACCUUAUCGUGAAAUAUAUUUGUGUGCAGAAACCGGGCUUGGAAAAUCGGUGUUUGGAAAACGGUUAGCUUUGAUAUGGAGCCAAGCGAACGAAUCUGACAAAAUUCAGAGAAGCUUUACCCAGGACGAAAUCGACGCAAUCAGUCAUUUCGAUUUUGUAUUUUACAUUUCCUUAAAAGAAUCUGAUCAGACUCAUCUUGAUGUUGAUGAAAUGAUGAAACAACAGAUCAUUAGAUAUCUUGCGCAUGCGUCACAAUACAAAACUGAAUUUCUUGAACAUAUCUUAUCAGAGAGAAAAUGUCUGAUUAUUCUAGAUGGUCUCGACGAAUGGUCACAUGAAAAAGGGAAUAUUCCAAUGAGAAGACCCAGGCAGUCUUGCACAUUUUUAACCACCACUCGCCCUUGGAGAUAUACAGUGGCUAGAAUAAAACAAAGUAAGAUUGAUCUACAGCUAGAAAUGACAGGUAUUGAUAAAGAGGGUAAGAAAGCUUUAAUAACAAACAUAUUAAAAUAUUUCGGUAGUUAUGACGAUCAGUCGGAGUUGGAGAACAGUUUGAAGGAAUUUGAGAAAAAAAUUGCAAGAAGAAACGUCAAUGACCUGGAGACUAGUCCAAUGUUAUUAUUAUACAUGAUAUGUCUCUGGCAGGAUGGGAAACCAUUAGGUGAUUCUCGUUGUGAUUUAUACUGUAACAUCUUAGAGAUGCUACUACAAAAGGUGGCACAAACACAGCAACAGGAGGUAGAAAUUAACCAAAAUGACAGUACUUACAAACCAGAAUGCUUCGAGGGAAAGGAGCAUUGUUGUAAGAACAUUCAUUUCGUGAAGAAAUUGUCGCAACUUGCUUUCCUUACUCUCUUCAAUCAAAGUUCAGCAGAAAAUAGGCUGGUAUUUAAUGAAGACAUAGCAAAGAAAAACAAGUCAGAAAGCUGCAUUGAAUUUUGGCUGAAGAUCGGCAUUAUAACUCGGAUAGUACGGAGUAAAGGAUUUACAUCACGUGAUAUAAGGAUAUCCUUUAUACACAAAACUUUUCACGAGUUCUUCGCUGCUCUCCAUGUAGCGUUUAACCAAAAUGAGACCCUUAUAACAGAUAUUGUGAUUAAAUCAUGCCCAGAUAUAAAUUCAGUUUUACUGAACGCAAGCUGUUUACAGAAUCUAUGUGGGCUCAGUCCAAUUGCAAGUCAAACAAUUCUAAACGGGAUAGCAAAUGUUAUUUCAAACAGUUGUCAAACAAAAAGCCUCCGGAGAAAUACGUAUGCUUUCGCAGACUAUUGGGAAAUGUGUGAUUGAAAACAAGAUUUCCAGAAUGUAAUGGUAGCGUGUGUAAAAGAAUGCAGAGACAACGAGUACGAACCUCGUUAUCAGUUGGAAGAUAUGUUUCUGAAUUUUGAUGGUGAACCUGAGAGCCAGUAUGUAUCAUCAUUGAUUGAUUUACUAAUGCACACAGAUGAUGAAUCAUUAAGGCACACAGGUGUUAAAUCAAUCAAAUUUGGACGAGCUCUUUCCCGCAAAAGUGUCCAUGAUCUAAGACUGCGACUGGAAGUGGAUAAAAUGAAAUCACUGCAAAAACUGGAUAUAUGGGGUCAUCCUUGUAGUAAAGAUGUUGAAAUGAUGCUAGGCGCGUCUCCGGACACAUUAGAGUGUCUUCUUCUUCAUGGGUGCGAAAUGCAAGGAACAAAAGAAAUUGAAAGGUACAUUGAAGUAUCUGAGGGAAGCGUCGAUAAACUGAUGUCUUUAAAGGUUUUGGAAAGCAUCGACCUUUAUUGUAUAUCAAUGAAUCAUAGUCAGAUAGAAAAAGUAGUAAAGUGGAUAGAAGGUAGGAAGUCGAUGAGACAAAUUAAAAUAGCCCGGGUAAAAUGCCUAGAUCAUGAGAAUAACAAUUGUGUUGCGCGUAUACUGGAUCUGUCUGAACACACGCAACUUGAUGUCAUUGGUGUUGGAAACAUGUGCGCUGAUCAGGUAAAGGUCAACCCCUUAUCAAUACGGGAAUUUUGGGGAGAAUGCAACCAGGCUAUGGUCACGUCAUUCUUGACCGACUACGCUUCGUCCGCCAUCAAUAUUCGUACAUUAGUUAUUGAAUUCAUAGAUUCAUACGAAACUGUCAAAAAGAUAUUAAGUAGAUUAACUGAUUUUGAACACUUAGUUAACCUACAAUUGAAAGGUCUUGACCUGCAAAAAAAUGAACUGAUAUUGUCGGACAAAAAAACUGUUGAACACGUGCGACUUAUUGAAAUAACUAUGGAGAAUCACGCACUGAGAUGCUUGAUUGAACAGUUAAGUACAUGUAAACAUAGUGUUUACAGUAGAAAUCGCCUCGUGUGACGUGGAGCAUGAGGACGGUACCGAAAGUUUUGAAGAACUAAGACAGAAAAUAGAGAUGUCGCCUGAAAAAUACUCUGUAAUUGCCAACCUGAAAUGCUCCGGACACGACAAUGCUUUUGCGUUCAGAACACUGCCUUCAUAACAUGCUUUGGUUGUUGGGUCGUUCGAAUGGUGACACAUAGAUUAACAAGGAUGACGUUCCUAUACGAGAGCUGGAGUUUAAGGGUGAGAGUAUAAAAUAUUUCAGUAUUAUAUCUUCAGCAUUCAUGAUAUAAAAACAUAUAUAAAACAUACAUUUAUUUCAAACAGGAGAAAGUAUUUAUGACGUAAAUGAAUGUGUCGUGUCAAUCAGCAUUAUCAUGGUUAUCCUAAAAGUAGUUUGGUAAACAUUCAUGUGUGGAUUGUGAUCUAAUCAUAUUCCUAUUGUGAUCCAUAUUUACAUUAGUUAGGUCUUGGUCUUCCAGAAAUAACUGCAUUUCUAAGAAAGCUAUUUUAACAAAUAAUGUCAAUUAUGAAGAAAUUGUUUUUCAUCAUCACUAUAAAUAGCCUAAAAGAGAUUCCAAAUUGUGGAAAUCUUAAGACUAGUUGCUGUUUUUUUUAUUUUUUCACAAAGAAAAAUAUGUUUAUGUUUAUGGCUGUUUUUCGUCUUCAUCCAACUUUGUGCUUAUCAUUAUAUCAAAGUGAGUUCGAAAUUUAAGUGUAUUUAACUGCGUAUUAUUUAAGAGUAUUUGUUAAGUGCAUUUUAUACGUGUAAGGUAAGAAUAUUUUAUACACGUGUUAGAUACGUGUAUUUGAUCUGCAAGUUAGUUUAGUUAGAUUAUUGUAUUUUGAUACAGAUGCUAUUUAAGUGUAUUUGAUACAGAGUAUGUGAAGUGUAUUUGAUUUCAUAUUAAGUGCAUUUAAUAUGUAUUUAGUUAAAUGUAUUUCAUAUGCAUGUUAGUUAAGUGUAUUUGAUUCACGAGUCAAGUGUAUUUGAUAUGCGGGUUACUUAGGUGUAUUUCAUACGCAGGUUAUUUAAGUGUAUUUGAUACGCAUGUUAUGUAAGGGCAUCUGGUACCCACGUUACUUAAGUGUUUUUGAUACGCAGGUUUCUUACGUGUAAUUGAUACGCAGGUUACUUAUGUGUAUUUGAUACACAUGUUAUUUAAAGGUAUCUGGUACCCCAAUACGAAAAUGUGUUUGACACACAGGUAAUUUAAGUGCAUUUGAUACGCAGGUUACUUAAGUGUAUCUUUACGCAGGCUAUUUAAGUGUAUUUGAUACGCAGGUUAUUUAAGUGUAUUUGAUACGCAGAUUGUUUAAGUGUAUUUGAAUCGCAGGUUAACUAAGGGUAUCUGGUACCAACGUUACUACGUAGGUAAUUUAAGUGUAUUUGAUACGCAGGUUACUUAAGUGUAUUUGAUACGCAUAUUAUUAAAGUGUUUUUGAUACGGAUGUUAUUUAAAGGUAUCUGGUGCCCACGUUAUUUAAGUGUUUUGAUACGCAGAUAACUUAAGUGCAUUUGAUACGCAGGUUACUUUUUAAUACGCACGUUACAUAAUUGUAUCUGGUCCUCAUGUUACUUAAGUGUAUUUGAUACGCGUUACUUAAGUGUAUCUGGUCCUCAUGUUACUUAAGUGUUUUUGAUACGCAGGUUUGUUAAGUGAAUUUGAUACGCAGGUUACCUAAGUGUAUUUGAUACGAAGGUUAUUUAACUGUAUUUGAUACGCAUGUUAUUUAAGUGUACCUGGAACCCAUGUUUCUUUAGUGUAUUUGAUACGCAUAUUAUUUAAGGGUAUCUGGUUCACACGUUAAGUGUAUUUGUUCGUCUCAUAAUCUUCAUAAUACAAUAAUCAUAAUUAUAUUCAUAUAUAAGGGAGGUUUUAGGCGGUGUUUUUUUCUGUCGAAAGUUUUAUUGCAAUGACUUUCUAUGUUUAAACGUUCCAGGAAUACUCAAACAUGAAAUGUGCAAUCAAAUUGGAACAUCCUAUUAUUAUGUUCACAUACAGUAUAUACCUUUGUUAAAAACAUAAUAUGAAGUAAUAUGUAACAAUAUAGUACAUUGUACAUGUUUUGGUCUACUGCUUGAAAAUAAACACCAAUAAACAA
This is a messenger RNA of Ruditapes philippinarum (Manila clam), 7323 nucleotides long. RefSeq lists its product as uncharacterized. Lineage: Eukaryota; Metazoa; Mollusca; Bivalvia; Venerida; Veneridae. The coding region runs from base 2350 to 4203 and encodes 617 amino acids. The transcript is spliced from 5 exons. The record is from RefSeq and is a predicted model, not a curated record.